UGCUGAACGGGCCCAGCUGGGAAGAAAGAAGAAAGGGAGGGGAGGGGAGAUCGAGGACGGCCGGCCUAGGCAGGCCAAGAAUGCAAUUUCCCCCGUGGUGGGAGCUGGGAGACCCUUGUGCUUGGACAGGACAGGGUCGGGGGACACGCAGGAUGAGCCCCUGGACCACUGGCACCUUCUUGCUGACAGCUUUUUUAUUAAGCUCUGCUGAUGGCAUAAGUGGAACAGUUAACUGGAAGACCAAACAGGCCAACAAUUUUAUUAUCAGCAGAAAAAUGGCUGCUGGGAAGAAACAUGUGUACACCAUCUUCUCGAAGGUGCACUCUGAUCGCGAUGUGUACCCAUCUGCUGGUGUCCUCUUUGUUCAUGUUUUGGAAAGAGAGUCUUUUAAGGGAGAAUUUCCACCUUACCCCAAACCUGGAGAGAUUAGUAAUGAUCCCAUAACAUUUAACACAAAUUUAAUGGGUUAUCCAGACCGACCUGGAUGGCUUCGAUAUAUCCAAAGGACACCGUAUAGUGAUGGAGUCCUGUAUGGGUCUCCAACAGCUGAAAAUGUGGGGAAACCAACAAUCAUUGAGAUAACUGCCUACAAUAGGCGUACCUUUGAGACUGCAAGGCAUAAUUUGAUAAUUAAUAUAAUGUCAGCAGAAGAUUUCCCGUUACCAUACCAAGCGGAAUUCUUCAUUAAAAAUAUGAAUGUAGAAGAAAUGCUGGCCAGCGAGGUUCUUGGAGACUUCCUUGGGGCGGUGAAAAAUGUGUGGCAGCCGGAGCGUCUGAAUGCCAUAAACAUCACGUCGGCCCUGGACAGGGGCGGCAGGGUUCCGCUCCCUAUCAAUGACAUGAAGGAGGGCGUGUAUGUCAUGGUUGGUGCAGAUGUCCCGUUCUCUUCUUGUUUACGAGAAGUGGAAAACCCACAGAAUCAAUUGAGAUGCAGUCAAGAAAUGGAGCCCGUAAUCACCUGUGAUAAAAAAUUUCGUUCUCAAUUUUACAUUGACUGGUGCAAAAUUUCGCUGGUUGAUAAAACAAAGCAAGUGUCCACCUUUCAGGAAGUGAUUCGCGGAGAGGGGAUUUUACCUGAUGGUGGAGAGUACAAACCCCCUUCCGAUUCUUUGAAAAGCAGAGACUAUUACACGGAUUUCCUAAUUACAUUGGCUGUGCCCUCGGCAGUAGCAUUGGUCCUUUUUCUAAUACUUGCUUAUAUCAUGUGCUGCCGACGGGAAGGCGUGGAAAAGAGAAACAUGCAAACACCAGACAUCCAACUGGUCCAUCAUAGUGCUAUCCAGAAAUCUACCAAAGAACUUCGUGACAUGUCCAAGAAUAGAGAGAUAGCCUGGCCCCUGUCAACGCUUCCUGUGUUCCACCCUGUGACAGGGGAAAUCAUACCUCCUCUCCACGCAGACAGCUAUGAGAGCACUAACAUGCCAUUGAUGCAAACACAGCAGAACUUGCCACACCAGACUCAGAUUCCCCAACAGCAGACUACAGGAGAUUUUCGUUUGACAACUUUUCAAAGAUUUGAGGUAAAUGGUAUCCCUGAAGAAAGAAAACUGACCGAAGCAAUGAAUUUGUAAUCAAACAAUAUAGCUGUUAUAGAUUAUUUCUUCUCUCUUCCUUAAUGCAUGAGCUUUUCUGGCAUAUGGUAUGCAUGUUGACAGUAUUAAGUAUAUACCAAAUAAUUCAAUAUAGCUUUCAUUUUACUAAUGUAUUUCUUUUGUACUUAAAGCAUUUUUGACAAUUUGUAAAACAUCGAUGACUUUAUAUUUGUUACAAUAAAAAGUGAUCUUUAAAAUAAAUAUUAUUAAUGAAGCCUA
Molecule: messenger RNA, 1811 nt
Organism: Myotis myotis
Lineage: Eukaryota; Metazoa; Chordata; Mammalia; Chiroptera; Vespertilionidae
Gene: SGCE
Product: sarcoglycan epsilon
Exons: 13
Coding region: 81-1571 (496 amino acids)
Cellular component (GO): membrane; sarcoglycan complex
Source: RefSeq, a predicted model, not a curated record